AGCGACGACUAGCAUGUGACAGCCGCGACUUCUCCACUAGCCGGGGCGUAGCGCGACCUAUUGGUUGGGGACCCGCGACAGCUCCAGCGUCAUUCCCUAGUAAUUCUAGCUUCAUCAGUCCAUCAGUGCCUUGCUCCAAGGGCCAGAUGUCCUCGUCUUUCCAAACGCACACAUUCGUUCCCUCACUAUGCCGAAAGACAGAAGACCGCCAACGUCAGGGUAUGCUCGAAUAGCACAGGCCGAGGAGGAAGAGGACUCCGACGCCGCAUCCGAGGACGGGUUCCAUCAAAACUCGCUGCCGAACGGACCAUAUGCCCCCAUACAGCCAUCACGAGGCUCGCGCAUGCGCAUGCCUGGUGAUUCCGCGCCGGGAUCCCCGAAUGCACGUCGAACACCCGCCGGCCGGCGACACCGAUCAAAUUCAGGCGUCGACAUCAAAGCCAUAAACGCUCGCUUUGAACGAUGGGCAGACGAGAUUGCGCAGAAGUUUAAAUUCAAGAAGCAGGCAGAGGGACCCGAUGACGAGCAGCUCGAGAUCCACCAUUCCGUCUUCCAGGCACCUGACGGCGUGCGACCAGCAACGGCAGAGUCGCUGCAAUUCGACUACGAUGGAGCUGGCUCGCCGGAGCGCAUAACAGAGCUACAAUUCGAUGACAUAGUGGAGAGCGUGCGGACGGCAAUUGAGAUGGACAUGCACCCGUUGCUCAUCACACAGGGCAGCUCAGGUAGCUACUUUGCGCGCAAUACACAGGGCAAGGUCGUGGGUGUCUUCAAGCCCAAGGACGAGGAGCCAUACGCGUCACGGAAUCCCAAGUGGACAAAGUGGAUACAUCGCAACUUAUUUCCCUUCUUCUUUGGACGCGCCUGUCUCAUCCCCAAUCUGAGCUACAUCUCCGAAGCCGCCGCAUACGUUCUCGAUACCCAGCUGCGAACAAACAUCGUACCCUAUACAGACAUCGUUGAUCUCUCCUCAAAGUCAUUUUACUAUGACUUCUGGGAGAGACGUGCAUUCUACAAAAAGGGAAAGCCCUUUCCUGAGAAGCCUGGCAGCUUCCAGGUCUUUUUGAAGGGGUUCAAGGAUGCGAACAUCUUUCUGAAGGAGAAUCCAUGGCCCGAUCUACAUGCUUCGAACUUAAACGCUGCAUCUCGUAAGAAGAGGAGACGAUGGACUGAGGAUUGCAGACCGACCGGGCCGCUGUCUGACAACGAAGACGAUGAGGAGCGAACAGGUACACCAGACCACCCGCAUCGACGAGGCUUUUGGACACCUACGUUGCAACAAUCGUUUAGAGAGCAGCUGGAGAAGCUCGUCAUCCUCGACUAUAUUAUGCGCAAUACGGAUAGAGGGCUGGACAACUGGAUGAUCAAGAUCGACCAGAAGACACAAGAAGCAACGAUAGUUGCGGAACCGCCAAAGCUAAGCGAAGAGGAUGUAGAUGAGGAUAUUCCUAGCCAGUAUACACAGCAGUCGAUGUCAGAGUUGGACCCUUACGGACGCAGAGAGCCUAUGAGGGCUUCUAGUCGCUCUAACACACCCAUGCAGAAUGGCCCUACGCCAGGGAUUACGCUCGGCGCCAUCGACAACAGCUUGUCGUGGCCAUGGAAGCAUCCCGAUGCCUGGCGCAGCUAUCCUUUCGGGUGGCUAUUCCUGCCUGUUUCCCUAAUCGGCCAACCCUUCUCCGAGGCCACUCGCAAGCACUUCCUCCCUCUUCUUACAUCGAAACAAUGGUGGAGCGAUACACAGUCGGCGCUAAGGAAGUGCUUCUCUCGAGACGCAGACUUCAAAGAGCGAAUGUAUGCCAAACAGAUUGCGGUUAUGAAGGGACAAGCUUGGAACGUGGUGGAAACACUCAAGACGCCUGAUCAUGGUCCCUUGGAGCUUACACGGCGAGCACGUGUGUGCGUCUGGGACGACAUUGUUGAGAUUCCGAUUGCAGUUCCAUUACGUGCACCCUCAGCGGAGAUGCGACGUAAACAGCAGCCAAGUAAACACCUAAGAUUCGACGAGGAGCACGAAGAGAUGGACAUUACAGCACUCCACACCCCGCCACAAAAACCGCAGCCAGAUCUUCUGAUGAACUCACCUCCCCUCGACUCGGCGCACGAAAACCGCUUCAACCUUACCCGCAACUCUUCGUCGUUCGAUGCUCGGCGCAAUGAUCGCUUCAACAACAGCAACGGCCCGACGUCACCCGCAACGGUCAAUGAUGUACCGUGGGCGAGUCGGAAGGCACCUGAGUCCAACGGUAGGCCUGCGCACCGUUCCCGCAUGAGCCACGAAAUUCCCCGUCGUGACAGUGGCAGGCGUCACCGUCGUUUCUCCCUCAAUCUACGCAGAGACGACUAUGAUGAAGAUGAGGGCGAUUUAGGUUACGCAGCGAAUGAGGACAUGGAGGGCAACCGCAAGAAGGUCAUCGUAGAGCGGCUUGAGAUGGUGAAGGGCAGAAACCCGGUGUUCACGUGGUGUUGAUGAAGAUGUCAAUGACGAUACUUGAUAUGGAUAUGAAGGAAGGGAUGCAAUUUGCAUAGCGGGCGUUGGAUUCGGCGUUUUGCAUGAUGGCGUUGGGUCGAUGCAACCUUGUAGCAACAUCAUACGCUGUUGUAGUAGCACAUACACUUCGAGGCAGCGAACGACUCGCCUCCUAGUCAGAAAAUACCGCGGUACAGCUUCACCACCAUCAAGCGCGUGCCGAAACGGCGAAAGAUUCGUGAGGUCUGGCGUUCCGAUUCAGGUUGGUGUGAACGCCUCUAGGAUUUCGUGGGUGCAGCCUCGGGCAGGUGCAAAGAUCAGUACGUCAUGUGGUCUCUCCGGCAGGCAGAAACGUGUGGGUCCGUGUGGCUAGUGCCAUCUUCAACAGAACGUGAAAGUCGACCAUGUACAUCUAG
Boeremia exigua is the source of this 2886-nucleotide messenger RNA. Its product is annotated as phosphatidylinositol 3 and 4-kinase-domain-containing protein. The transcript is spliced from 2 exons. The record is from RefSeq and is a predicted model, not a curated record. Bases 188 to 2470 code for a protein of 760 amino acids. Gene Ontology annotation, molecular function: 1-phosphatidylinositol 4-kinase activity. Gene Ontology annotation, biological process: endosome organization; phosphatidylinositol phosphate biosynthetic process; Golgi organization. Gene Ontology annotation, cellular component: trans-Golgi network; lysosomal membrane; plasma membrane. Lineage: Eukaryota; Fungi; Ascomycota; Dothideomycetes; Pleosporales; Didymellaceae.